AUGUCAAAACACCAGUUACUAUGCAAUUAUCUGAUAAUUUGCACUAGUGCAAAUUAUCGCUUUACUAUUGGUCGAGGCCUAGCUGCCGACUUUGUAAUAGAAAGCAGAGUAGUUUCAAGAACCCACUGUAUCUUGGAAAAACUUGAAGAUAACUGGACUCUUACAGAUUCAAGUACCAAUGGUACUUUGGUUAAUGAAGAACUUUAUAAAGGCGCAUUGACUGCUCAACUAAAACAUAAGGAUGAAAUUUGUUUGGGUCUUGCUGAGUGCACUUACAAAUUUCUAUUACGAGAUGAGAGCGUUCCAAAUAGUCAAAUUGAAAGGCUCAGAAUGGAAGAAAAUUCAUCUCCAAGGCCAAACUCGUGGAGUAGCUUCGAUGAAAAUGGUAUAAGUGAUGACGUUCUCAAUAAUUUGGCUGAUGAUUUACUCAGCCAAAAGGACAACGAAGACAAAAUAGAAGAUGAAAAUCAACCAAGUACAUCAUCCAAUGCAGAAAAUAUUCCAGUAAUAAAUGAGGCACAAAUUAAUUUGCCUACAUCAUCAAAUGAAUCGGUACAAAAUUUAAAUAAUAACAAUCCUAUAGAAGAAAAUAAUGAGUUGGAAAAUUCUACAAGUUCAGUGGAGACAAUUAUUGAUUUAGACCAUGACUAUGCCAAUGGAGCUCAACUACCAGUACCUAAUUCUCCUAACACUAUAGAUAUUACUGGUGAUGAACCUGGAGAAGUUACAAGGGCUCCAUCCUUUUCAACAAAUACUACAUCUGUAUUGAAGAAUCCUAUGAGCAUAGAUAUCACUGAUGAUAAUAAUACUUAUAAUUCAGAUGGUGGUAAUAGUUCUACAACGAGUUCUACAAGUACCAUAACUUAUUCAUUGCCAGAAGAUCUACAAACUAAUGAAAAUGCUGGAUCAUCAAAUAGAUUGCCGAUCUCUGGCAGUAGUUCUAAUAGACCUGAAUUAUGGGUUGAUUUAAGAAAAGCGGAUGCUGCUUGUUCAGAGCAAAGUGAUGGUUUUUAUCUGCCAUACGAGAUGGCUAGAUACAAUGAUGAUAGUAAGAGAAUUAAACUUCAGUGCGUCACUUCCUCAAAUAUGCCAACUCAUACAAGUUCUGCAAGUACCAUAACUCAUUCAUUGCCAGAAAAUCUACAAACUAAUGAAAAUGCUGGACCAUCAAACAUAUUGCCAGUUUUUGACAGUACUUCUAAUAGACCUGAAAUAAGUGCUGCUUCUUCAGAACAAAGUGAUGGUUUUUAUUUUAUCAACGGAAAAAUUUGUUUAAAAAAAGAUCUGCCUUACGAGUUAGCUAAAUACUAUGAUGAUUGUAAGAGAAUUAAACUUCAGAGCCCCACUUCUUCAAAUAUGCCAACUAUGUGUUCAUUAUCCAGAACAUUCAAACAGCCAACGGUUUUCUGUAUUAAAACAAAUAAUAUUGGCAAUGUCCAAGCUGGUAGUUCUGUUCGUACACCUGGAAGUCAACAAGAAAAUCCAUCUUCAAAUUUCCCAAAUCCUAUAAAAAUCAUACGGAUAGAGCGAAAUGUGAUUCAGAAUACUGCAACUACUACGAAUUUACCACAAAAUACAGAAACUAAAGAAAAAAGUCCCCCUAAAAUAUCGCAAGAUGCUCAAAGGCCAGGCACAAGCAAAGAUUCAGAGAAAUGUGAUGAAUUGGAGCCACCUAAACAAUUAAAUCAAGGUCUCGACCAGAACGCAUAUGAAGAAAUGGAGAACGAACUGAUGUGUGUAAUAUGUUCCAAUUUGUUCAUAAAAGCUGUCACCCUAGGUUGUUCACAUUCCUUCUGUCAAUAUUGCAUCGAAUCAUGGAAAAAAAAUAAAACCGACUGUCCCAUUUGUCGAACUAAAAUGGUUUCCACUACUAGGACAUUAGUGCUGGAUAAUAUUAUUGAAAAGAUGAUGGAUAACGCUUCCGAGGAAGAUAAAAAAUUACGCAAAGAGGUCAUAGAUGAGAGACAAAAAAUUGCUGAUGCAGAAAUUGCAGCCAAAAACCAGCAGCAGGCUGCAAACGCAAGAGGGGGUAGAAACGGAAGAGGGAGUAGAAAUGUUAGAAGGAGAAAUCAUCGGCCACCUGCAGGACCUGUCCUACAACCUAUGACCUCCCCAUCGUCCUCAGACUCCAGUGGCAACAUAACCGAGGACUCUGAAGAUCUAGAGGAGUAUUAUAAUGAUAACUGGUAUGAUAGACCCUAUUAUGGAGGAUAUGGAAGGUGCUAUGUCUGCGGGGAAUCUGGACACUGGGCCAACGGGUGUCCCUAUAGGUAG
Molecule: messenger RNA, 2274 nt
Organism: Ceutorhynchus assimilis (cabbage seed weevil)
Lineage: Eukaryota; Metazoa; Arthropoda; Insecta; Coleoptera; Curculionidae
Source: the annotation of a GenBank genome assembly